Molecule: messenger RNA, 3777 nt
Organism: Pocillopora meandrina
Lineage: Eukaryota; Metazoa; Cnidaria; Anthozoa; Scleractinia; Pocilloporidae
Source: the annotation of a GenBank genome assembly
AUGGAUUUUGUGAAGAACUCUAUCAGAUGUUUGUUUAUGGGCAUAAAACGUGGGAGGCGAAAAAUCUUGGUUUAUGUCCUAAUUAUCGUCACUAUAUGGCACUUCUAUCUCGCCUGCACUGGACUUAUCUUCGGCAAUGACAUCCAACUUAUGCGAAAACCAGAAAUCGUACGUGCUAAUUCAAGAUUCUCUAGAUUAAGAGGAAGAAUAUUUGGAAAUGGCCCCAAAAAUCGUCACGAGGAGCUAAUGGUUGUAAGUUUUGAGAACGGAAAACUUCAUGAACGUCAAAACUACGCAUAUAAAUCUGUGGAAUUAUAUUCUGAAAUUCUUAAACAAAGAGAUACAGAAAGAUAUAGUGACGACAGAGAACGUUUUUCAGAUUCAAAUUCCCAGAAAAAUAACACCUAUACAACAGACAGGAAGAGCUCGUGCAAGGAGUUAAAUCUACCGAACACAGACAAGAUUCCUUACGGGACCUGUCAGCCUCAUCAAGCCUCUAUGGAUGCAUGUGAAUUUGCAGAUUCCUUGUUCCGUUAUGAGCCUUCCUUGUCUCUCUGUAAGACAAACAACGCUGAGAUUUGUACACUGGAAUCUGAUACUCAUAAUGGAAGGAAAAUACUUAAAGCCAAGUGCAGUAGCCGAGUUUGUGAAGAGGUCGUAAACAAAAGCGAGAAAAACUCUUUGACUUACGGUGCGUACACUAUAGAUCCCAAUGAAGGUCUUCUGGAAUUGCUUAGGGAAUUUGAAACUGUCUCAGAGCUGGAGAUUCAACUUCCCCGCAUUGCCUAUUUGACUGCUAGAAAGAAAUUCAACUUUUUAUUCGUAAAAUGCUUCAUGAUGUCGAGCAACAAGAGUCUGGUGUCGCAACUCAUUACAGUUCCCCCGCAGGCGACUAUACAAGAGGCCUUUGAACCGCGACAAAGAAAUAGCAUCAACAUAAAUAUUGUUCUGUUAGAUUCCGUCUCUAGAUCACAUUUUUAUCGUUCUCUCCCCAAAACAAUUGAGAUAUUCAGGAAAUUGGCGGGAAGACGAGACAACCCCCAAGCAAGGGUGUUUGAUUUCGAGUUAUUUCAAGCUGUUCAUGGCCACACCACGCAAAAUGAACACGCGCUGUUCACGGGCCAGCUGCUUCCAUCAAAAGAACAGGACGAACAAGAGCCUUCCGACCCAGUGCGCGCGGAUGUGAUGUUUGGACACUUCAAAAGGGCUGGGUAUCAGACCUUGUGGCAAGAAGACCUCUGCUGGUGGGGAAUGUGGGGAUUAAUGGCCGACUUGGUCGCGGAAGACUGGGAGGACCUACAGAUUAAACUGAGUGAAAACUUUAUCGACAGCACAGGUAAACAUCACUAAAAAAAUUAUAAUUAUUAUAAAACAGCUCUGGAUAAGACAAUUGUUGUGGAACAGAACUAAAGUUUUGGGUUCCUUUCUUUGUUUUGUCUACUUUUGCCACAGUCGUCGUAGCUUUAUGAGCUGAACUGUAAGUUUUUUAACUGGGGAUGGACUCAAGGGUUAACUGAUAAAGGGGAAGGACAGGGGGGGUGGGGGGGAGGAGAGAUGACAAAGCGUGCGUAUGCGUGUGUGUGUGUGUGACACAGUAUGUGCUUUCUUAGCCCUCUAUCUACACCAGAGUAUCAAUGAAGUUUCAUUCAAAUGAGAGAGUUUCCCUACUACUUUCAGGUUUGACGCACUCCAGUUGUGAGGUGUUAGGCUCUUUUGGUCUGGAAACACCAUUCAAUGGACCCGAAGGGGAUCAGAUCUGCUUCAACGGCAAGCUACAACACAGCUAUUUUCUCCAAUAUUUAAUAGACAUAUCGAAUACCAUAGCGUCAUCAAGGAAAUCCCGUCCGCUGUUCUCGUACACUGCUCUGAAUGUUGGACAUGAUGAAACAGGACGCAGGAUUCAAUCUUUGGAUUCUGACCUGGCUCGCUUUGUUUCUGUCAUGGCAAACACUCAAAAUACCCUUACAAUUGUGUUAGCAGAUCAUGGAAAUACCUACACACAGUACACGUCUGAUGUCCUGGAAGGACGCUUUGAAAUGUUCCAUCCAAGCUUGUUUAUGAUUGUACCAAACAAAGUUGCUAGACUUCUGGGACCAAGCGCCAUGGCUGCGCUUGAAGUCAAUCAACGAAGACUGGUGACCAUGUUCAGCUUACACCAUUCCCUUCUGCUGCUAGCUCGGCCGCUGAAGAGAUUGGUAAAACCUAUUGGGUUAUUUACUGCCAUAUCACCCAAUCUAACAUGCAACGAUAUCGAACUGAGGACACCCAAUUUAUGUGUAUGCAAUGGUUGGGACAGCCCCACCACCAACGACUCCUCAAGGAUUUCUCUUGUGGAGUUCGCCGUCGGUGAACUUAAUAACAUGUUACAAGCUGAAUUCACUGAACCUACAAAUGGAAAGGUACAAACGUAUUCCAUGUUACGCUCUUGUGAGAGACUACGUCCUGUGAGGUUUCAAAACGUGCGGGAACGCAACUCAAAAUUAGACGGAGGACUGAUCACGAGUUUUGACAUUUACUUACGGUCUGGUGACGUUGUUAAACGUAGAGAAGAUAUAUUCCACGUGGAAGUGAAGCACAAGGAAAUGGCCGAUCAGUACUCAAUGCAGAUGGAGCUUAUUAAUUAUGAUCGAUUAACCCUAUUUGGAAAGUACCGAGCAUGCGCAGAUAAAGGGGUUCAUCUAAAACUUUGCAUUUGUUCCCAAAGACGGAAGGAAAAGUUGACAGAACUAGAGAGUGUUCCUUGGUUAGAAUACUCUACAAUUUUAUUAAGUUCCCCAAAAACCAGGAAAGUUGGUGACAACGAUUGUUUGGUCCUGUUAAAGAGAAACCAUAGCCUGGGGCAAAGUGUGGCUUUUGAAAUUGCCAACAUUUGUAAUACAGAUAUAUUUGACUUGAGGAUAUCGGCGAACUUUGAAAAUAUGAAGCUCUCCAGACAAGUUCCAUUUGAAGUAAAAGUUCUGCCUGGAAGCAUUAAAUUCUUGUUAUCGGCCCGGAUAGCGGUUGAUUUCUGGAGCACAUUCAUAGAAGUUGACGUGGAUAUAAAUAACAAAGGAGAAAGUUAUCCAUGAUCGUGAAUGCUGGUUUUGGAAUUUUCUCCCAGAUAAGUUCCUUAAACGAUUUGGAUGAACUGCGAGUGCUAGUAUCGCUCUAUGCUCGAGUAUCACGGGAAUGGCAUUACAAUGCGGCCAUUUUAAUUCCCCAAGAAUAAAGAAUUUCGUCACCCGUCCAAAUUCACGUGGUUAGACAGACAGGAACAGUGUUCUAUUAAAAACAGUAUCUGAUUAGCCAAGUGAGUGGUUCGAGACAUCUGAAUCAGUCACAGAGCUUAUUGAAGCAAAGCCAAGACAAGCAAUGAACAGUCACGACACUCAGUCCAAACUCGCAAACUCGACAACUGCGUUACGGGCCUACACGUGUUGGAAUUUUCCAAAACCUUUCACACAAAUUGCCUUUGUUCAGAAUGGAUCUCAGGACACGUUCAGUUAACGUCUGUUUGACUUUGCAGCAUUCGUAGUAUUCCCUACGGUCUUAUUUUAGGACUUACUAUUUCAAAAGUAAUUUUAAUAAAUCACUAACGUACGGUAUUACAUGCGGGGUAAGUGGUUCCUUUAGGAAAUUAUGUAUGGGUAGGUUGGAGAUCUCUGAAUAUUUAAAAUGUGAAGAAAAAUUGACCAAGAUUUUCUAUUUAUGAGACAAAAUCGUGCCUUUGCAUUAAAGGUAAACAUUCAUUCAUCGUUGAGUACCCCUAUUAAGUUCAAAGCUCGUAAUAAAAUUGAC